Pyrus x bretschneideri (Chinese white pear) is the source of this 3290-nucleotide messenger RNA. RefSeq names its product long chain acyl-CoA synthetase 9, chloroplastic. Gene Ontology annotation, molecular function: long-chain fatty acid-CoA ligase activity. Gene Ontology annotation, cellular component: endoplasmic reticulum; membrane. The coding region runs from base 909 to 2996 and encodes 695 amino acids. Lineage: Eukaryota; Viridiplantae; Streptophyta; Magnoliopsida; Rosales; Rosaceae. The record is from RefSeq and is a predicted model, not a curated record. The transcript has 12 exons.
UCAAGAGGGGGAGAGAUUCAUUAUCAUCUCAAUAUUGAGGUCACAUUAAGAACUCCCCGAGCCUUCAAGUUUGUAGGAUACACCCAUUUUUGAUAGGUGUGUAACAAACCACAAUUACUCUCCAUCUAAACUACAUAAUACUAAAACUCUCUUUGUCAACUAAAGAUCAAUGAAAUUACAAUUAUAACCUUUAAUACAUAACUGGUAAAAAUAUUAAAAAAGAAAAAAAUAUGGUUAUUAAAGUAAUUUCACACAAACAAACUUUUGCUUUUUCUUUCUGAACCUCACCCUAUUGCUACCCUCUAAGCUCUCUCUUUCUCCUGUCAACUCCUUUUUUUUCAGAUGCAUGUCAACCCGGUUAAAAAAAAAAAAAAAAGUAAUUUUUGAGAAGAAUAAAAAUUUAUAUUCUUCACGCAUAAAAUGUGUGGACUUUGCUAGUAUUUAUAAAAAUGAAAAAGAAAAAAAUAUUGCCUUGUGAUAAAAAGUGAAAAUAGAAGACAAAGGGGCGGAGCAUUUUCUUCAUUCAAACCCAUCUGGGCCGCUUGCACAAUAUCCAGCGUCGUCAAGUACCCAGAUCGUACGGCCCAUAUUAACCCUCUCCGCGCCAAUAAUUUUUACAAAUAAUAAAAAACAAAACAAAAAACGAGUUGAGAGUUCUUAAGUUCUGUCAGUCUGAGUCUCCAACUCCCCUUCCUCUCGAUCCCUCCGCCUCUCAGCCCUUACCUCUCUCUCACGCUUCCCGCCCUCCCUGCUAUUAAAACGACCUCGUUUCGGUCCCAGUUUUUCAGGUUUUCACUUCCCAAUCGCUCGCAUUUCGCAAUGGUGAUGACUUGAAAGUCGAAUUUCGGCUUCCCGUGCUUUUGCUUCAACAACAAGGAUUGAAAUUUGGAUAUUAAUUUGGGAAAAAAAUGGAUCCCUACAUGGUUGGCGUGCUUGUUCCUCUGUUACUAACAAUUAUGAUUCAGAAAUCGAUGAGAGCGAAGCAACGGGGUGUGCCCGUUGAUGUUGGUGGGGAACCCGGGUAUGCAAUCCGAAACCAUCGGUUUACUGCCCCUGUUGCAACACUAUGGAAGGGUGUUACUACUCUUGCAGAGCUUUUCGAGCAGUCAUCCAAGCGGUUCCUAGAGAGACGCCUUCUUGGAACCCGGGCAUUGAUUGCAAGGGAGGUUGAGGUAUCAAAGGAUGGAAGAUCCUUUGAGAAGCUUCAUUUGGGAGACUACGAAUGGCUGACCUAUGGGAAGGCAUUUGAAGUAGUGUGCAACUUUGCUUCCGGUUUAGCUCAACUUGGACAUAAUAGGGAAGAGAAAGUGGCAAUCUUUGCUGACACAAGGAAAGAGUGGUUUCUUGCAUUGCAGGGUUGUUUUAGGCGCAAUGUCACUGUUGUUACCAUAUAUGCAUCUCUCGGGGAGGAGGCUCUAUGUCACUCACUGAAUGAGACGGAAGUUACAACUGUGAUAUGUGGGCAAAAAGAACUGAAGAAACUUCUAGACAUAAGUGGAAAACUAGAUACAGUAAAGCGAAUCAUAUGUAUGGAUGCCAAUAUCCCAUCCAGUGCCUCAUCUGUUCAAAGUCGCUGGAGAAUCACUUCAUUUGAUGAUGUUGAGAAACUUGGCCGAGAAAACCCUGUUGAUCCCGAUUUACCUCUUCCAGAAGAUAUUGCAGUCAUUAUGUAUACAAGUGGAAGUACUGGAUUACCCAAGGGUGUAAUGAUGACACAUGCUAAUGUGCUAGCUGUAGCUUCUGCGGUCAUGACUAUUGUUCCCGGCCUUGGAGGCAAGGAUGUUUAUCUGGCAUAUCUUCCCCUCGCUCAUAUCCUAGAAUUAGCAGCGGAGAACUUCUUGGUUGCUGUUGGAAGUGCCAUAGGGUAUGGAUCUCCGUUGACCCUUACUGAUACGUCAAGUAAAAUUAAAAGGGGAACAAAAGGGGAUGCAACUGCACUCACGCCAACUGUAUUGACAGCUGUCCCUGCAAUUCUUGAUCGUAUUCGAGAUGGAGUGCUCAACAAGGUAAAUGCGAAGGGUGGACUAGCCAAGAUAUUGUUUCACUUGGCAUAUACUCGUAGGUUGUCUGCUGUGAAUGGGAGUUGGUUCGGGGCUUGGGGCCUGGAAAAGUUUCUGUGGAACCUUCUUGUGUUUAGAAAGGUCCGUGCAGUUCUAGGAGGUCGCCUUCGUUUUAUUCUUUCUGGUGGUGCUCCUCUCUCGGGUGAUACUCAAAGAUUCAUCAACAUCUGCUUUGGUUCUCCAAUUGGUCAAGGGUAUGGCCUCACUGAAACUUGCGCUGGUGGGACAUUCUCAGAGUUUGACGAUACUUCUGUAGGUAGAGUUGGAGCUCCGCUUCCAUGCUCAUUUGUAAAGUUAAUUGAUUGGCCGGAAGGAGGAUAUCUGAAUACCGAUACCCCGAUGCCUCGUGGAGAGAUAGUCAUUGGUGGUCCAAAUGUUACACUUGGUUAUUUCAAAAAUGAAGAGAAAACAAGAGAGUCAUACAAGGUUGACGAGAAAGGAAUGAGAUGGUUCUAUACAGGUGACAUAGGGCGAUUUCAUGGUGAUGGUUGUCUUGAGAUAAUUGACCGUAAGAAGGAUAUAGUCAAACUUCAGCACGGGGAGUAUGUCUCCCUAGGAAAGGUUGAGGCUGCUCUUUCAGUGUGCCCCUACGUCGACAAUAUCAUGUUGCAUGCUGAUCCUUUUCAUAGUUACUGUGUGACUCUUGUGGUGGCUUCUCGAGUCACAUUAGAAGAAUGGGCUGCAAAACAAGAAAUCACUUUUACCGAUUUUGCAGACUUGUGUUCGAAAGCAGAAACCAUAAAAGAAGUGCAAGCAUCACUUGUAAAGGAAGCAAAGAAGGCGCGUUUGGAGAAGUUUGAGAUCCCUGCCAAAAUCGAACUGCUUUCGGAACCAUGGACUCCAGAAUCCGGCCUGGUCACUGCAGCUCUCAAGCUCAAGAGAGAUGUCAUUAGGAAGGCUUUCUCAGAAGACCUCGCCAAGUUAUACGCUUCCUGAUAAAUCGAGGGCACCACCAAAUUACCUGUUUCUCCAUUUUGUUUGUGGCCUUGCUAGGUUUAAUGCUAGCCGAAGGACUAGUGUUAGGAAAAAUGCGUAGAGUUAAGCUACUCCAAGCAAUAAAAGGAAUGAUGAUAUUAGGUCUAAUUAUGUGGCUACUGAAGCAAAAUGGUCAGAUUUUUGAAUUUUAUUUCUAUUUUUUUUGUUGGUUUUACAGCAUUGAAAGUGAGACGAUCCGCAGUAGCAAUUUUUGAGAAUGCCCCCAUCCUUUCUGUAUUUUUCUGAUUUAAGUUG